Molecule: messenger RNA, 654 nt
Organism: Macrobrachium nipponense
Lineage: Eukaryota; Metazoa; Arthropoda; Malacostraca; Decapoda; Palaemonidae
Exons: 1
Coding region: 1-654 (217 amino acids)
Source: RefSeq, a predicted model, not a curated record
AUGAAGGAAUGCCAAGGGAAGCUUGACGGCAUCUUGUCAGACUCCUCAAAGUUUGAGCAUCUCACACGAAACCUGACCGAGGACAUCAAGAGGGAUGCCAACUGGGUCUUCAGUACCAUCAAUGCGGCAACUAACACUGUCCACCUCCCGCCUAUCUUAGCAGAUUUCAGCCUUGGUUACCUCUAUGGGAAUGUGAAAACCCAUAAGGAAGGCAACCCUCUCCACCAGAUUAUCAGCCAGAUACCUGCCCCGACAUAUGCCUUGGCCAAGCACCUCAAUCAAAUCCCGAGCCGCUACAGCCUGAGUACAUUAUUGGGGUUCCUCAAGGAAAUUUGCAACUCCACUUGCACUGGCAUCAUGGUGUCCCUUGAUGUCGAAUCCACAUUCACAAACAUGCCCGUUGACGAGACCAUCGACAUCAUCCUGAAUUGUAUCUACCUGCUUCCGUCAACGGCCCCACUCAAUAUCCCAGAAGCCUCUCUGCACACUUUAAUGGACAUCUGCACAAAAGAGCCCCCUUCUACACCCAUCAAGGACAGAUGUUCUGUCAGAAGGGAUGGUUUUGCUUUGGGUUCUCCUCUUGGAGUCCUCUUCGCCAACUUCUACAUGGGCAUGGUGGAAGAGAGGGAUUUGCUCAGAGCCAGUGCCGGAUAA